Molecule: messenger RNA, 2414 nt
Organism: Coffea eugenioides
Lineage: Eukaryota; Viridiplantae; Streptophyta; Magnoliopsida; Gentianales; Rubiaceae
Product: ABC transporter G family member 21
Exons: 5
Coding region: 268-2304 (678 amino acids)
Cellular component (GO): membrane
Molecular function (GO): ATP binding; ATP hydrolysis activity; ABC-type transporter activity
Source: RefSeq, a predicted model, not a curated record
CUCUAGGCCGCAGCUUAGUGAUCCUCUCAUAGCGCUUACUUACGGCUAUAUCAUCACCCAACCCGAAGCCAACUCUUUCCCGUGCAUUCUUCGCUUUUAAAUUUAUAGCUCCCCCACAGACUUGCUCUUUCCCUGCAUGUGAUCUUCCUCCUUCCUGAUCAUUUUAGACCAUUUGAAGCCCUUGAUCCACCAGCAUUCAAUUUCUCUUGUUCUUGAUCUUGUUCAUUUUCCAGCCAUUCAUUUACUCCAGUCUUUUCCAAUCCUGAAAUGAUGCCUCCUGAGCAAAAAAACAGUUCUGCUAGCAUGGCUGGUUGUGCAGGUCCAGCUAGUAACAUGAUCAAAUGUAGCCGGACAGAAAACAAUUCAGUCCAUGUUGAGCCCCUGAAUUCAGCAACCAAUGUAAAUCAAAGCCCUGAUGAGAACCAAAUAAGCCCUGUUCGAUAUUCGAUCCUUCGUCAAUCACUACGACCUGUGACACUCAAGUUUGAAGAUGUGGCUUACACUUUAAGUUUGAGAGGGACUGGAGGUGGUUGUUUUUCUUCAUCUCAUCCAAAGCCAACUCGCGCUAUCCUGAAUGGUGUCAGUGGAAUUGUUCGGCCUGGUGAGUUGCUAGCCAUGCUAGGUCCGUCAGGUAGUGGUAAAACAACACUCCUGACAGCCCUGGCUGGAAGGUUAUCUGGCAAAGUCUCAGGCACCAUUACAUACAAUGGACUUCCUUUUUCAAGCUCAAUGAAGCGGAAAACAGGUUUCGUUUCACAAGAUGAUGUUUUAUAUGCUCACCUGACAGUGUUGGAGACAUUGACAUAUACCGCUUUUCUGAGGCUACCAAAUAAGCUCUCCAGAAAUGAGAAGAUUGAGCAGGUUGAGUUGAUUAUCAUGGAACUAGGAUUAACUAGAUGCCGAAAUAGUAUGAUUGGUGGCCCUCUUUUGAGAGGCGUAUCUGGUGGUGAGAGAAAAAGGGUCACUAUUGGCCAAGAAAUGCUAGUGAAUCCUAGUUUAUUAUUGCUUGACGAACCAACUUCUGGCCUUGAUUCGACUACAGCUCAGCGAAUUAUUGCAACUUUGAGGUGGCUAGCAAGAGGUGGCCGGACUGUGAUUACAACACUUCACCAACCGUCAAGUAGGAUGUACACAAUGUUUGAUAAGGUGUUGGUUCUAUCAGAAGGUUAUCCAAUUUAUAGCGGCAGUGCUAGUCUUGUGAUGGAGUAUUUCGCCUCAAUUGGCUAUAUGCCUGGCUUCAAUUUCGUCAAUCCAGCUGAUUUUCUCCUUGAUCUUGCUAACGGUGUGGUUCUGGGUACAAGACAGGAUGAUCGAACACAGUUUCCAGGAAGACCAGAUCACCAUGAUGAAAAGAGUUCAAUUAGACAGUUCCUAGUAUCCUCUUACAAGAAGAACCUAUAUCCUUCUCUGAAGGAUGAAAUCCAAAGAAGAUCUCAGGAUCCAGUUAAUUCAAGGGGAGCAACAGGAUCAAAAAGUUCUGAGAAUCAAUGGACCACGACAUGGUGGUUACAAUUCAAAGUGCUUCUGAGCAGAGGCCUUAAAGAAAGAAAGCAUGAAUCUUAUUCAGGACUAAGAAUUUUUCAAGUCAUGUCUGUUUCAAUUCUUUCAGGACUCCUUUGGUGGCAUUCUGGUACUAUCCACAUACAAGAUCAGGUUGGACUUCUAUUUUUCUUCUCGAUCUUCUGGGGAUUCUUCCCUAUGUUCAACGCUGUAUUUGCAUUUCCACAAGAGCAGCCAAUGCUAACAAGAGAACGCUCCUCUGGCAUGUAUCGCCUUUCCUCAUAUUAUUUUGCUAGGACUGUUGGUGACUUACCAAUGGAGCUUGUACUUCCAACUAUAUUUGUAAUCGUGAGUUACUGGAUGAGCGGCCUCAAGCCUUCACUUGUUACUUUUGUGUUGACGCUUCUGAUCAUUCUUUUCAAUGUGCUGGUUUCACAAGGAUUUGGCCUAGCACUUGGUGCCAUUCUAAUGGAUUUGAAACAGGCCACUACCUUGUCUUCUGUGAUGAUGCUUGUUUUCCUACUAGCCAGUGGUUAUUACAUCCGGCAUAUUCCACCUUUCAUUGCUUGGCUGAAGUACAUUUCGUUUAGUCACUACUCUUACAAGCUUCUUUUGGCAGUCCAGUACUCAAACAAUGAGCUUUAUCAAUGUGGUGUAGGUGUUCACUGCAGAGUAAUGGAUAAUCCAGCAAUCAAGUUUCUAGGUAUUGAGAAUUUGGGCAUGGAUGUGGCUGCUUUGGCUGUAAUGUUAAUUGGAUAUAGGCUAUUGGCAUACAUAGCUUUGAGGUUGAGACAACCUCACUGACUGUAAUAGGGGAAGGUCAAUCUGAUAUUUGUAUUCUUAGGCCACCAAGGCUGAUUCAUAUGUUCCAGCAUUAGUCUGUUGCCCUAACAAUCGAAACUCAACUUCAAAUA